Podospora anserina S mat+ is the source of this 1038-nucleotide messenger RNA. RefSeq lists its product as uncharacterized. The annotation marks the transcript as partial. NCBI's taxonomy places the organism in Eukaryota, Fungi, Ascomycota, Sordariomycetes, Sordariales, Podosporaceae. The transcript is spliced from 2 exons. The record is from RefSeq and is a predicted model, not a curated record.
AUGGCGGAACGGGACCUGAUACUACCAAAACGGGUUUCGUUUGAUGAUACGCGGCAACAUGAGAGCUCGAGUGAUGAUGGGGAUGCUGUUGAGAAAAAGGUCUCCUUCGACCCAUCAAACCCCUACCGUCGAAAAUCCUCCCUCGUCACCUCCUCCCGCUCUCACAUCUCCCCGGGUGUUAUCCAGCGCAUCCACCAACAGCAACAGUCUAAUCCUAACCAUAGACGCCCCUGCCGACAACAAUCAAAGCCGGAAUGCCUAGUUCAUCAAUUUCUCGAAUCCCACAAACUCAACCUUGACGACACGGCACCACAGCCAGCAGCGGACGAGGAUGUAGAGGUGGAGGAUAUCUCCUCUUCGUCUGGGCUGAAUGAAGUGGUCGACUCCAAAACCACAAUCCCAGUUAAUAAACCCCCCAAGCGACGCCCACAACCACAACCCUCCCCCGAGGCAAAGUGCCAACUCUUAUCCGCCACCGAAGACGACGAGCCCGCCACUGACGAAGGGCAGCCAGACCAGACGAUAUGGCAGAGGGAGAUGUUGGCUAUGCCGAGGACUACUUCCUCUUUAUCACUUUCCCUCUCCUCCCCUAAUCCUGAGGACAAUCACGAGUUCCUCAACUCGAGGCUGCUGACGAAAAAGCAAUUGUCGGAUAUGGCCUGGGGGGUGAGGCAGCUGUCUAGGAGACUGGGGUCUGUCCGCCUGAAGUUCAAAAUCAAGAAUGUUUUUCUCUUGACAAAGAUUUAUGACAAGGAUCUGGUGGAUAAGACGAGGGAGUUGGUGAAGUGGCUGCUUGAUGAGGAGCACAGGGGGGAGAGGUAUGUCGUUUUUGUGGAUUCUGCGUUGGAACAGAAUAAGAGGUUUGACAAGGAGGGGUUGCUGAGGGAGAUUGCUGGGGACAGAAAAGAGGAUGGGGGACGUGAGGGGGCGGUUGAAGGUUUUGGAAUGAGGACAAUUAGCGACCGAAGGCCAAUAUUUUUUAAUUUAUGGAAUACACGGCAGGGGGCUCGGACCAAGGGGGGGACAUGCGGGGGAUGG